Molecule: messenger RNA, 1313 nt
Organism: Cladophialophora immunda
Lineage: Eukaryota; Fungi; Ascomycota; Eurotiomycetes; Chaetothyriales; Herpotrichiellaceae
Exons: 2
Coding region: 229-1008 (259 amino acids)
Source: RefSeq, a predicted model, not a curated record
CAAAAGAAGCGAGACCGGACGAGCGACCGGCGGACCACGAGUGGAAGCGACAUCACCUAGACCAUACUUAAAGGCUUACGAAUAUCCUGCUCGCGGUGUUUCGAUAAGAAUCACUUGGAGUCUGGCUGGCGCACGCACUUGGCUCGUUGUCAGCAAGAGGUUUGGCCUACUACCGCGUCAACGCCACGCCUGGAGACCUUCAUCCUGCAAACAUCGCGCUGCGCAAAGAUGGCUUCCUCGACCCCAGCCAUCGUCAUCAUCCCCGGCUCCUUCUCCACAGCUCAAUUGUACUUCGACGUGGUCGACAGAAUACAAACGUUGAGCGGCUCCAAGUCGGUCUUCGUCAACAACCUCCCGUCCGCGAGCCGCAACCCGCCCGAAGACCCAGCGACCCUGGACGACGACGCGAAGUUCUUCCGCGCCAUCAUUGAGAAGGUGGCGAACCAGGGGAAAGACGUCGUGGUCGUGGCACACUCCUACGGCGGGGUCGUGGGCACGGAGACUCUCAGGGGAGUGGGCAAAGCUGAGCGACAGGCGCGUGGACAGCCCGGGGGCGUCGUGAGGCUCGUCUACCUCGCUGCCCAUGUGCCGUCGGCGGGCCAUUCGCUGAAGAGCAUGGUUGGAGAAGCUCCGCGCGAAAUGGUCGAGACCGGAGAGGACGGCUUCCUAAGACUCGUGGGCACCGACAUCAUCGCCAAAGCCACCUUCCCCGACCUCGAAUUCGACAAGGCCGUCGCGACCGUCAGGUCCAUGUCCCGCCACUCGGCCCUCAGCUUUGCCAGCGAGGUCACGUACCCGGGCUACAAGCACGUCCCGGUCUCGUUCAUCGUGUGCGAGAACGACAUGAUCAUCCCGCCGGACCUGCAACGCGGGUAUAUCGAGAUGAUCCGGCGCGAAAGCGGGAGCGCCGUCGACGUCCACACGCUCAACACGGGACACUGUCCCAACACAACCGCGCCGGACCAGUUGGCCAAGGUCAUUGUCCAGAUUGCGGCAGCAUCGGUAUGAAGUGGGACGUUGUCCAAUUUGAGACAUUCAAGGUGAUUUCACGCCCAAAAAAAAACAAUACGACAUUGAAUAGUAAGAAAAGGGGAUCAAACUCCCUCAGGCCAGGCACCUCGGGUAUCACAACGGGCGAAAGAAAACAGCUUUUCACCGCCUCGAGCAUGAGUAAAACACAAUAUGCCUGGGGAUUCUCGGCGUGUCAGGUAGAUGGUCGUGUUGGUGGACGUCGGUCUCAAUGUAGUGAUGGCCCAAUUCGCUUUCGUGGCACACAACCCUAGCGACGUAUGUUGCGACUAGAGCAAAGAAAG